GUCUUUUAUUUAUUCUUAUCUUUAAAGCGACUCUCGGGUCAUUUUCACCUUUCCUUUGUGUUGACCAUCAUCAAUCAUGGCCCAAUCAUCUCCUGGUGUUAGCUGAAUACAGGGAGAGCCUGUCAUCAGCAGAUGCGGGGUGCCCCUUUAUCACCCAUCGUCCCUCAAGUGUAGAGCUCAGUCUCACCGUAAAAUGCCAGCAGGAUCCCUGCGCCUCCUCCUCCUCGCCCUCCAGCUGGCGCGCGUCACCCAGCUGGCAACCGCGCAGGGCACAGGAUCGGCGGGGAAACAGGAUGGUUUGGAUGCGAUGUUCAAUCUGAGAGACUUACCCCGAGCUCCGGACUUGGCUCCGCGCAAGAAGGCGCCGCAGUUCAUGUUGGAUUUUUUUAAAGCGGUGUCAGACACCGAGGGGACCCCGAGGAGCCAGAAGGAGAUUCUGGAUGGAACCAUAGUGCGCAGUUUUGAGGACAAAGGUCCUAACAGGGAGAGGUUCCACUUCUUCAACUUGUCGUCUUUUAGCAGAGAGGAGAUCAUGAUCAAAGCUGAGUUCCGCUGGUUCAGAAAGAAACAGAACUUUCACUUCGGAAAGUUUCAUGGUCCUCAUUUCUAUAAGGUGGAUCUAUAUGAAGUAAUUGAUAGCGGAGUGAAACCAUGGAGAGGAAACCUCAUCACUUCCAGACCGGUGCCCCUCUACACACAAGGAUGGGAAGUCUUCAAUGUCACUCAAAUGGUAUCUAAGUGGAUCCAGAACAGUCAAGAAAAUAAAGGUAUACUUGUGGUGACCACGUUCCCAUAUGGUAGCUGGAUGGAGUCAAUGGUGUCCUCUUCCAAGGAGGCCAGAGAGCUGACAGACACAAGUGCCUAUCUGGUCAUAUUCUCAGAUAAUGGGAGGACAGGAGCAAACCAGUCGUAUAUGGCCUGUUGGUCUCCUGCAGAACAAGCCCAACCUGCAGCAGCUCCUGAGCCCCAAGACCACCUCAGCAGGAGGCGACGUGAGUCCUCCGGUUUCUCGCCCCGCGGCCGCUCCUGCCAUCGGGUCCCCCUGUUUGUUGACUUUGACGAGAUCGGCUGGUCCGGAUGGAUCAUCUCUCCACGUGGAUACAACGCCUACCACUGCAAAGGCUCCUGCCCCUUCCCACUGGGAGUGGGCCUCCGAGCCACUAACCACGCCACCGUGCGCUCCAUCAUGCAUGCGCUCAAGGUCUCCAGCGAUGAAGUGGGAGCGCCCUGCUGUGUGCCUGACAGACUCCAGUCCAUCAGUUUGCUGUACUUUGACGAUGAGGAGAAUGUGGUUUUAAAGCAGUAUGAUGACAUGCUGGCGUUAAGCUGUGGCUGUCAUUGACUCCUGCACUGUUAAAGACU
This is a messenger RNA of Melanotaenia boesemani (Boeseman's rainbowfish), 1362 nucleotides long. Its product is annotated as bone morphogenetic protein 2-like. The coding region runs from base 194 to 1342 and encodes 382 amino acids. Gene Ontology annotation, biological process: SMAD protein signal transduction. The record is from RefSeq and is a predicted model, not a curated record. Lineage: Eukaryota; Metazoa; Chordata; Actinopteri; Atheriniformes; Melanotaeniidae. The transcript is spliced from 5 exons. Gene Ontology annotation, molecular function: growth factor activity; cytokine activity. Gene Ontology annotation, cellular component: extracellular region.